Messenger RNA from Sesamum indicum (sesame), 1834 nucleotides. The record is from RefSeq and is a predicted model, not a curated record. NCBI's taxonomy places the organism in Eukaryota, Viridiplantae, Streptophyta, Magnoliopsida, Lamiales, Pedaliaceae.
UUUUUGGAAUUAGGCGUUUGUUUGUGUUUGCACUUUGAGUUCUAUUGUUUGGUACGUGUUGUGAUUGAUUUGUCCGGUCUCUUAUUGUAGAUCUCCGCCACUUUUUUCCAUUUUGAAGGAAUUUUUUUGGUUCCGAAUGUCUUAAAUUGAUGAUGAGAAAGGGAACUUGCAUUGUUUAUUGGUCUGAUAACGCAAUUUCGGCUUCUCUGCUUCCUUUUUUUUCUUUUCUUUCUCCUUUUAGGUUGGAGGGGGAGGAUUGAGAUGGAAUGAUAUUUAGCGCUCUUACAUUUAUUUUUAUUCAUUCCCGACGAAAUUCCGGUUGAUAUCCAGAGAAAAAUUUUCCACUCGAUGUCUUAUUUACCUUCCGUUUUGUUUUUGUUUUUUAUUUGAACUGAAGAUGAUAGAUGUGGGCUAAAUGGUAAAGUUAGGUGCAUUUGUGAUUUUAUUUCUUUUUUAUUGCUCUCCGGCUUUGGUUAACUUUUCUCUUUUGGCUUAUUUUGGAUAUUUAUCAGACUUAAAUGUUAAGGCUAACCUGAAGUUGGUUCCUGUCUUUCUCCUCACUUUUCUUAAACCAGUUGUCUGAUGUGAUUUUUCACUGACAAUCUACUUUUAUUACGCCCUUUUGGCUUUAUGCCAGGCAACAGUAUCGGAAAUAUUUAUGUAAAAACAUUCUUAUUAGCAUCAUCCAGUCUGGCAUCUUUGGAAGCCUCCUUCCAAUCCCAGUUGAAUAGUAUCAUUCUUGGGAAUUUCUGUGUAUUCAGUGAGCGUGAAUUCAUAUGUGCGGAAUUGAGUUAUCAUGGCUUUUCAGCAAAACUAUGGUGCCACAAACAUGCAUUUUCUAUCUGAGGGGGGUGUCUCACAUAAACAAAAAUGGAAUUCAGUAUCACAGUCUGCAACAGUGACAGAAAGUUUAGACGGGUGCUUUGACUGCAAUAUUUGUUUAGACUCGUGUCACGAACCCGUAGUAACCCUUUGUGGUCACCUAUACUGUUGGCCAUGCAUUUACAAAUGGCUCCAGGUCCAGAGCAACUCAUUUGAGUCAGAUGAGCGACCCAAAUGUGCUGUUUGUAAGGCAUACAUCUCUACUUCCUCACUGGUUCCCCUCUAUGGUCGAGGUACAUCACCAUCUGAAUCCAAGAAAUCCCAAUUGGAUUUGGCCAUACCCCGCAGGCCACCAGCACUUGGGAUGAAUACCUUGUUAUCUGCCGCUUCUGAGUUACAUCAGCAAAAUCAUGGAAACACAUUUCAGCCACAGAACCAGGCAUUUCAUCAACAACAAUACUUCUCCCAUCCAUUCAGCAAUUAUACCUCAACAGGACCUCCGACAUUUGGAGCCACUUCGCCAACCAGUUUCUUCAGCCCAACAAUUAGCAUGGUUGGUGAAUUGGUAUUUGCUAGAAUUUUUGGGAGCUCAGACACAAAUUUGUUUGCCCAUCCGUAUCCAAAUUCUUACCCCGUUCCAAGAAAUGGUAGCCCAAGGUUAAGAAGGCAAGAAAUGCAGCUGGAUGAGUCACUUAACAGAGUGUCCAUCUUUCUCUUCUGCUGCAUCAUUUUGUGCCUUAUCCUGUUUUAGUUUUCACAUCAUUGUUGUAUAGCUGUGUAUAAAUUGUGAAGACUCUGCUGAAAAGAGUAGGCUGUAGAAUUGAUAUUUGUAGGUUUUUUUAGAGAGCUGUUUCUACAGAUCAAUCACGGAUUCUUCUGAUGGAUGAGGUUUUCCUCCUGUACAUGAUAUUCUUUAGUAGUAUAUAAUACUAUGACAUUGGGACAAAUUUUCAUGUGCAGAGUCUGGAAUGUGGUUCUCGACUCUUUCAGCUUUUCUUCUUAUUAUUUGUUC